Rubroshorea leprosula is the source of this 1403-nucleotide messenger RNA. Lineage: Eukaryota; Viridiplantae; Streptophyta; Magnoliopsida; Malvales; Dipterocarpaceae. The record is from the annotation of a GenBank genome assembly.
AUCAAAAAGAAAAAAUUCCGUUCAUCUUCUUCUCCACUCGUUAGGGUUUCUUACGCAGAACCGAAGAAGAAAGAACCUUUGAAAAGGCGCGGAGAAGAAUGAAGCAAUCAAAGGAUCCGUUUGAAGCAGCACAGGAAGAGCAGGAUGAUUCGCCUCCUGAAUCUCCCAUCGCCGCUGAUGAGUUGGAGACCCAAACACCUGCCGGACAGGACGUCCUUACUGGCGGGGAUGAUGAUGAGAUUAGCGCCGCCGUUAAUAAUCCCUCUGAACCAUCUACUUCCGCUCCGAAGUUGGCCUCCACUGCCGCCAAUGCAUCUGCUGGGAAGCAUAAAGACGAUGAGGAGGAGGAAGAGGAGGAGAAUAUGGAGGUUGAGCUUGGAAAAUUCCCCUCUAGUUCUGACCCUGCUAAGAUGGCCAAGAUGCAGGCUAUUUUAUCACAAUUCACUGAGGAACAGAUGAGUAGAUAUGAAUCCUUUAGGAGAUCUGCGCUUCAAAAGUCCAACAUGAGAAGGUUGCUAGUGAGCAUCACUGGAAGCCAGAAAAUAUCUUUACCAAUGACAAUUGUAGUUUGUGGGAUAGCAAAAUUGUUUGUUGGCGAACUUGUUGAGACAGGUAUGUGCUCUUUUCUCUUCUAGUCAAUGUUUUUUUUUUAUUGGCUAUUUCUUCUUCAGAACUCAAUCAGUGAGUUUGAAAAGAAGAAAAAUGAAUGAAUUUUAUGACUUGGGGAGUUGGUUUGAGCAAUUAGUUGCUAGGAACUGUUUCACAAUUGCUUGUGACUGCAGCACCAUUAAGCUUUUUCUGAUUAUGCAACUUGGAACAUUAGCUGCUAUCCAGUUCCAGAUUACAACUCAAUCCAGAUCCAAGACUAGCUUCUCUUUUUCAUUGGUUCAUUGUGGUUACAGCUAGAAUAGUUAUGACAGAGAGAAAAGAAUCAGGGCCAAUCAGGCCUUGCCAUAUCAGAGAAGCUUAUAGAAGACUAAAGCUUGAAGGCAAAGUACCAAGGAGAUCAGUGCCAAGGCUUUUCCGCUAGAUGAACCCUAAACCAAGCCGAUAGGCUUUGUCUUUCUACACUAGAUGCUGUCAGGGUUACAAUGUCAGUGGUUCAUGGACAGAACCACCAUUCUUCACUUUUGGUAUUAAUCUUUUCCUGGAUGCAUACUGAUUUCACUUCAAUAUUUCAGAGAAGAAAAAUUGAUGCCAUUGCAACCAUCUUCACCUUCUUCUUGGUCAAGAUUCCUCGAAGUAUCAAGGGGAUUUCAGAUUUCUAGAAUGUUGUAUGAAGCUCUGCAAUUUGCUAUAUUGAAUCAAAUUUUCUAAUGCAUUUUAAGAGGAAUUUGAACACAAAUCUUUCAAGGGCUCUUACUAGACGAAAUAUGUGACGAUAUUAAAUUUUAAUAUUAAUG